Molecule: messenger RNA, 1542 nt
Organism: Symbiodinium natans
Lineage: Eukaryota; Dinophyceae; Suessiales; Symbiodiniaceae
Source: the annotation of a GenBank genome assembly
AUGUCUGAAGCAAUACAGCCGCCAGAGCUGUCCUGGGGUUGCAUUGCGCACCGUGCAUGUCAGAACUUGCUCGCGGGGUCUGCACAUGUGAGUCCAGAUGUGGCGGAAUUUCUGCUGUUCGAUCAAAAAGCAAAGCAGCUUUGGCUUUGUCGAUACUUGGGGCACUUGCCCUCUUGCAAAACGCACGCCCUUGCUUCUCCAGAAGAGGCCGCUUUGCAGAACCCACGACAACUGCAGUUGUGUCCGCGGCGCCCUUUCUUUGCAUCCCUGGAAAUUUCUGGUGGCCGUGCCAGGGCUGCUGUUUGGAGGAUUACAGGGGCCAUUGGUGGUUCGCAAGCCUAUUGCGCAGCGCCGGCCAUCUCAGGUGCGGAGUCUGCACGGGCCAUAGGUUGGGCCUCAAAUGAGACUCGGGUGAGCACGAAACCAGACACUGCCGUUCUGUGCGUCCUGCUUUCCGCGCAAGUGCUUCUGGUUUCUGUUGCAGAAGGCCCCCAAGGCCUUGUUGUGGAGCGGUGCCUUCGGCUGGACACCGGAUUUCCAACUGCCUGUUUCGCUUGGUCGAAGGAUGGGUCCCAGCUACUGGUCGGUGGUGCUGGGCAAAUUCUUUGCUUUGCUUGGACCAAGAAUAAAGGGCACGAAAAGACCGGAAGCCCAGAGCAUCCGCUGUCCAGACACUUCUUGUGCAAUGGCGGUUGCGUGGAGAUUCAUGCCGUGCACUCCACCGGCUUUCUAUGCCGGGUAGACCAGAAAGUCCAAGAAACGCAGAUCUCAGCUUUGAUGUUGCCAGGAGGUUGCACUGCACCUGUCCUCCAGCAGCCUUUAGUGCAAGAGGUGGGCGAGUCAAAUGUGAUCGACUUGCGGGAGGAUGGGCUCUGUUCGGCGCCCGCAGACCGGCGAAAUCCGGCGGAGUCCGGCCUACAGAUUGUGCCCGGUCAUCGCUGCCUACUGCCACUCUGCUGCCCUGACCAAGCCCGGCCGGUCCAAGACGCAGGCUUGCCACGCUUGCAGUGCGGGAGGGAGCUGAAGGUGGAGGGCGAGUUCGUUGCGGUUGCCGACGGCUCUGGGAAGGCCUGCGUCAUCGUCGGGUCCUUCCGGCAUGCUGAGAUCUCGGUCUUCAGCUUGGCACCACCUCAGAGCUGGAAGCAGGCAGGUGACGGAGGUGACGGGGACAGCGAGUGGUGCCAGUUGACGAGCGUGGACCUGUCACCACCCUCGGCAUCCAUGCGCCUUUCAGGCCUGGCACUUUGGGGCUUAGAAGUGCAUGCCCUCCUCUCCGAGCCCAGCGAGGGCAUACUCGGCGCCUCCAUCGCGCGGGAGCUUUGUCACAGGUCUCAAAAGCUGGGCGACCACUUCGCCAGUCAAGAAGCUGACGCAUCGGAGUCAUCGGAGAACCCGAAGUCGCGGGACCAGGCCUUGGUGAGGAUUGCAGACGACGUAGCUGGCAUGCGCCAGGAGAUGCAAAGCUUGCGAGAGUGCUUUGUGGAGUUCAGUCACGACUUCAAGCGCCUGACUUCUGCUCUGGAGAUCUUGGCGAAGAGGUGA